CGAGACGAGCAGAGUGAAGUCAGAGAUAGGUGUCUGCGGAGACAGGGGUGAUAAGGUUUGCAUUAGCAUAGCUCGGAAAGAAGGUUAUUAGCCUGAGUUACGGAGGUCGGGAGAUGGCAGAAGUGGUGAUGGACCGUGAGGCGAGAUCUCCUCCAGCCGCCCCGACAGACGCGGAGGAGGACAAUACCAGGCUUCGAGAAUUAUCAAGGAGAUGCUACGAGGAUGGGGUGAUGACCACCAACAUCGAUCCGGGGGUGAUGAGCGGUGAAGGUCGAGAGGUCAGAUUUAAAGUCAAUAGGACAAUCGACGAGGUUAAAAUAGACUGGCUGAAAGAACACACGGUCACGGUUAUAUUCCGCGAAGGUGCACGAUUCUUGUCUCGCAAAGUCAAAGAAGAUAUAGUAAGAGCGUUUGAAGACGAGAAGGUGGCGGAUGGUUCAUUUGAAGCUUCGUCUUUCAGUCGGGGAAGAGUGAAAAUUGAGAGUCCCAACGUUCUAUCAUACGUAGCGAAGAACUCGGCCAUAGCCACAUGGUUAAUCCUCAAAGGAAGGGAUGAGCUGUCGAUUGGAUCAAACCGAUAUGUACUGGAAUUUAAGCCGUGGCUAACAAAGGCUCAGUUGAGGCUUCGAAGACAGGAAGAAGACGAUGCAGGCUUUUGGGUAGUCGCCGUUCAAGUACCAUUGGACGCAUUCUUCUAUCUGGAAGCACAAGUGGCACGUGCGAUUGGACCGGUGCUGCGUACUUAUCCGGCGGAGCAGGACCGUUUGAAACCGGCAUUGAUCAACAUCAAGUUUGACAUUGACCCGACAUCACAAGGCAACAUGAAAGAUCGCAUAAGGGUUGAUACAUGCGAAGGCGACGAGCUCGAAGUCAGAUUGGCGUCUUCGGAGACUCCGAGGUGCAGAAGAUGCAGAGCGUAUUUUCAUACGGAAGCAGAUUGCAGAAGAAAUAGACAACAGGCCCCGGGGGAGUCAUCCCAACAAGGCCAUGCAGCAACGGCAAGCCGUCCACUAUAUCAGGGCGUGAUGGGACCAGUGGGGAGUCAAGAAGGGGGGGGCAGUGGUCCAAACUUCCCUAAUGGAGGAGUGCCUGUAGGGAGCGGAAGUGGACCACUGGGCUCUUCGGGAUGGAUUGUGGGUGGAGCAGGAACCUCUUUGAUGGGAGGAGUAUCCAUGAGUUCGGUUCCAGUAACACAGCAAGCAGCGUAUGCUGGAGCCCCCUUGAGCUUUCUCCAUGCAAACCCUGUCGUCGGCCGAUUAACCACUAAUCCUAUUUAUUCGCCGGAGAUGCAUGCCACUCUGAGUGGCAUCUUUCAGAUGUCAGGGCUUCAUCCAUGGUUGGCACCUCCAUUGGGUUCCCAAUUCAGGGACUCGACACUCUUUCUGUAUGGAGAUCCAAUCAGUGGUGCGAUGCAGCAGCAGUUCUGAAUGCCUUUGCAGACGGGGCAACUACAAGUUCCAUGGAGGCCGCCACCUGGAGGUCUUCGGUCGGAGGUUCACCAGUCGGAAGCUUCGCCUGUACUAAGAACAGGCCACAUGGAGAGGCAGGAGGCCUCGACUUCGUCCUCAGCCAAUCUCGAAACUCGAUCAUCGUUUGGGAAACAGAGACGGUUAGACGGGAAUGUCUCAACUUCAUCACUCUUCAGGAACGAGGAUGGUUUGCCGCCUACUGGCUCGGAGAAUUCACUGAAUUCGAUACCUG
Messenger RNA from Chara braunii, 1701 nucleotides. The record is from the annotation of a GenBank genome assembly. Lineage: Eukaryota; Viridiplantae; Streptophyta; Charophyceae; Charales; Characeae.